This is a messenger RNA of Cajanus cajan (pigeon pea), 1951 nucleotides long. Its product is annotated as heparan-alpha-glucosaminide N-acetyltransferase-like protein (DUF1624). The record is from RefSeq and is a predicted model, not a curated record. Lineage: Eukaryota; Viridiplantae; Streptophyta; Magnoliopsida; Fabales; Fabaceae.
ACAAGGGAAAGAAAGGCAAGGAAGAAUUUCAAGAAACAGUGGAAGGAGGGAGGGAGGGAGAAAGAAAAGAGAAAUAAUUAACAGCAUCAUCAACAACGAAACGAAACGAAACGAAACUCCUCUCAACUACUGCAUUGUUUCUUCAAAUGGUGGCAAGAGUUUGCAGUGGAAGACAUUGUUGAUUUGAGAGAUGGCGAGUUACGAGGCUAUUAAAAACUUUGAUGAUGAUGAUGUGGAGAUGGCGCUUCCUCAUAACCAGAUCUCUGAAUCAAGAUCUGCCACUGUUAAUCGAGAAGCCAUUAACAACAUUGAGGAGCAACGUUCAUCCUCGUCCAGACACCAACAACCUCAGAACAAACCUCAGCGUCUUGUUUCGCUCGAUGUUUUUCGUGGUCUCACCGUAGCGCUGAUGAUACUGGUUGAUGAUGCUGGCGGACUCCUUCCAGCGCUCAAUCAUUCCCCAUGGAAUGGUUUAACACUAGCUGAUUAUGUCAUGCCAUUUUUCCUUUUUAUUGUUGGUCUUUCGCUUGCACUCACUUACAAGAAACUGUCUUGCAAAGUAGUUGCAUCUAAGAAAGCAUCUUUACGGGCUCUCAAGCUUCUCGCAUUAGGCCUUUUUCUUCAAGGAGGUUAUAUCCAUCGCGUGAACGAUCUGACAUAUGGAGUGGAUAUGAAACAGAUACGAUGGAUGGGAAUACUUCAGAGAAUUGCGAUAGCAUAUUUGCUUGCAGCACUAUGUGAAAUAUGGCUCAAGAGGGAUGAUGAAUCUGUUAAUUCAGGACCAUCCCUAUUAAGGAAAUAUCGAUACCAGUGGGCUGUGGCUUUGAUUAUUUCUUUCCUUUAUAUUUGCUUCCUAUAUGGAUUAUACGUUCCUGAUUGGGAGUAUCAAAUAUCAACAGAGCCUUCUUCAGUGCCUAAGACAUUUUCAGUUAAAUGUGGAGUAAGGGGUGACACUGGACCAGCCUGCAAUGCUGUUGGGAUGAUUGAUCGUACAAUAUUGGGUAUACAACACUUGUAUAGGAGACCGAUAUAUGCAAGGAUGCCUGAAUGCAGUAUUAAUUCUCCUGACUAUGGACCAUUACCUCCUGAUGCUCCUGCUUGGUGUCAAGCACCUUUUGAUCCUGAAGGAAUUCUAAGUUCAGUGAUGGCUAUUGUUACCUGCUUGAUUGGCUUGCAUUACGGACAUAUUAUUGUGCAUUUUAAGGACCACAGAGUGAGAAUCAUAUACUGGAUGAUCCCAACAUCUUGUCUUGUAGUUUUUGGCCUUGUGUUGGACUUAUUUGGAAUGCAUAUAAAUAAGGUGCUCUAUUCCUUCAGUUACAUGUGUGUCACUGCUGGUGCUGCGGGCAUCCUCUUUGUCGGAAUAUAUGUCAUGGUUGAUGUAUGGGGAUAUAGACGCAUGACUAUAGUUAUGGAAUGGAUGGGGAUGCAUGCAUUAAUGAUUUAUAUCCUUGCAGCUUGCAAUGUUUUCCCAAUCUUCCUCCAAGGAUUUUACUGGGGAAGUCCUCACAAUAACAUUCUCAAGUUAAUUGGAGUUGGUACUUGAAGAGAGGCACAUAGAUAUUCUGUUGGAUAAAGAUUAUAUACAGUAAGAACAGUGAUACCCGUUCUGUUCCACUGUGUCUGAAAGUAACAGCUACCAUGCGGUGUUGGUUGGUUUAUAACCAAAGUUUUGGAGCUAGUCUUUUGUUGAAGAACGUGUGAAUCAUGUUCCUCUAAUCCUAUGAUGGUGUCACCUGCAUGGAUGUUGAUGGAUAUAAUAUCUUAGAGAAGCUACAUUGGCAUAACCUUUCUAUAUAUAGAGAGCAGCUUUUGUUUAUAGUUCCACUGCGAUAUCAUGUGUAAUUUGUUUCCUUGAAAUUAUAUAUUUCAAGCACAACAUUUGACACAUUAUUGAUGUACAAUUUAGUUUUAUAUUUAUCAGCACUGUUAUCUAGCCAACUUUCUUUAA